AUGGCCUCGGCCAACUUCAUGUCAGAGACGACAUUCCCCGUGUUCUUACGACAACUGAACCUACCUCUCCAUCCUGCCGUCUGGACAGACUACGUUGCUCUUGUCGUCUUCGCCGGUUUAUUGGUCGUCUAUCUGACUCGCGGUCUUCUCUGGGACGUCCCUGACCCCUAUUACCACGUCUACUUUGAGCGACCCCAAUCGGACGGGAAGGAUCAAAACUCAGCAAAGUCAAACCAGACAAAAGCUCAACGCAGCAUUGCAAAGAAGCUGAACGAAACCGACAAACGGGCAGUCAUCUUCUGGGGCUCUCAAUCAGGCACGGCCGAGCGCUUCGCAACCCAACUGGCCAAGGAAUGUCAAUCGCGGUUCGGGCUGGGCUGUCUGGCGGCUGACCUGUCCGACUACGACGCAGAGUCGAUCGCUGAAUUGGCACCAACGCAGUUGGCCAUCUUCAUUCUGUCCACUUACGGCGAGGGCGAUCCGAGCGACAAUGCCACUGGGUUCUGGGACUGGAUCAACAACAACUUGAACAACAGCAACAAUAGAGCUACAACCCACCCAGCGGCGGCACCACUCCUGUCGAACCUCCAAUACGCCGCAUUCGGCCUGGGAAACAGCAACUACAAAUACUUCAAUCGAGUCGUCGACGUGGUGGCACAGACAUUGACCGAGAAUGGCGCGACCCUACUUCUCCCCGUAGGCAAGGCCGAUGAUGCCCAGCGCUCAACCGAAGAAGAUUUUUUGGCGUGGAAAGACGCGCUGUACGCCAUGUUCAGAACGUAUCUCGGUCUUGAGGAGCGGGUCGUCGAGUACCAGCCGGCCAUUACCAUUGUGGAAGACGAAUCCUUGACAUCGAUCGACCUGCAUCAUGGCGAACCUGUUGGAGUGAUCAACAACAGCAACAAUUGUUCGCCGAUCCGCGCCUUGUCCAUCAAGAAUGCGCGGGAAUUGUUUGCUCCUUCAUUGUCCGGGACCGACAGAAACUGCGUCCACAUGGAGCUAGAUCUGGCCGAGUACCCGGACAUCCAUUACAAGACCGGUGACCAUCUCGGCGUGUGGCCGAUCAAUCCCAACCACGAAGUCGACGAGCUGUUGACCGCGCUCCAGCUGCAUGAACGGCAAGACGUGCCCGUUUUGCUGAAAUCGGUCGAAGGGGAGGGCGCCAAACUCCAGCUUCCGUCGCCGACCACGGUUCGCGCCCUGUUCACACACUACCUCGAGGUGUCUGCACCCGUCUCUCGCAGCACGAUCCAAGGCCUGUUGGCCUUCGCUCCGACCGCCGAGGCCAAGUCCUACCUACUCAAGCUCGCGCAAGAUAAGGACGUGUAUGCGUCGUACCUGGCCACAACGCACCUCACGCUCGGCCGGCUGCUGAGGCUGGCGAGCCCCAAUGAGCCAUGGACGGCUCUGCCGCUGUCGUUUGUCGUCGAGGCGUUGCCGCCAAUCCAGCCGCGCUAUUACUCGAUUUCGUCCAGCAGCGUCCUCAGUCCACGGCGAGCCGCCAUCACGGCACUCGUGGCGGCCGAUGCUCUCCCCGCCAAUCCGCAGCAGAAAAUCAAUGGUGUGGCAUCAAAUUAUCUGCUUGCGCUUUCAAAGUCACAGUCUUCGCACGCUCAUGAUUCUGCUUCGGCAGAAGCAAAGGAUAUUGCUCCUCCAGAGAUUGACGCUACCACGUACGACGUGGCGGGCCCGUCAAACCUGCUACAGGGCACCAAGCUAUUUGCACACGUGCGCAAGAGCAAAUUCAAGCUCCCGCUCCAAAGCAGCUGUCCGAUCAUCAUGGUAGCAGCGGGAACUGGGUUGGCGCCCUUUCGAGCGUUCGUGGCCGAGCGCGCCAAACUGCACUCCAUCGGUAAGCCCGUCGGCGAGAUGCUGCUGUUCUUCGGGUGCCGCCAUCCCGACGAGGAUUUCAUCUACCGUGACGAGCUGAUGCGGGUGGCUGUGGCCGGAUCCGAUCAGGAUUCCGAUUCCUCCCCCUUGCUCAAAGUGGUCACCGCGUUUUCUCGAUUGCCCGGCGAACCCAAGGUCUAUGUGCAACAGCGGGUGCGCGAGUACGGCAGACAAGUAGUCGACUUGAUCGAGGACAAGGGCGCCAACUUCUAUAUCUGCGGUCGUGCCGCAAUGGCUCGCGAGGUCGGCGCCAGUGUCGCCGAGGCCAUUAAGGAGGCUAGAGGCUGGGACGACUCUCAAGUCAAGAGUUGGACUGAAGGGCUCAAACGCAGGGGCAAGUGGCGUGAAGAUGUGUGGGGUUAG
Exophiala dermatitidis NIH/UT8656 is the source of this 2253-nucleotide messenger RNA. Its product is annotated as NADPH-ferrihemoprotein reductase. Gene Ontology annotation, molecular function: NADPH-hemoprotein reductase activity; FMN binding; flavin adenine dinucleotide binding. NCBI's taxonomy places the organism in Eukaryota, Fungi, Ascomycota, Eurotiomycetes, Chaetothyriales, Herpotrichiellaceae. The transcript has a single exon. The coding region runs from base 1 to 2253 and encodes 750 amino acids. The record is from RefSeq and is a predicted model, not a curated record. Gene Ontology annotation, cellular component: cytosol.